GAAAGAUUCUAGGAAGUUCCCUUCUUACUCUAGAUAUGAGCAAUCAGCAAGUGAUUUAUUCUACCCUGAAAUUUCUUCAGUCUCCUUCAGAGUCACCAAAUAGAUUGAGGCCAGAUGGGAAUCAAAAGUCUGGGAACACUGAUGGCAAAGGCUUUUCAGUGUCCUGGUAUUUUAUUGCAGUAAUUCUUGGGAUCCUGUGUUUACUACUAUUGGCGACAGUUGCUGUGUUGGGGACAAAGAUUUUUCAGUAUACUCAAGAAAACCGUCGACAGAGGGAAAUGAUAGGAAACCUGACUCGAGAGCACCACAUAUUGCAAAAUGACAGCUACUUAAAGGAGAAACUUUUGACAAAUAAGACUUUAGAAUAUAACAUUCUCAAAAAUGAAUUGCUUCAGCAAAAAAAGAAACAGGAUUUACUCUUUAUAAAUAGGACAUGUCAGAGAGAAAAUAAAGGCAAAUUCUAUGGAAACUGCUGGUCCUGUUAUGGAAUAAAGUGUUAUUAUUUUAUUCCUGAAAGUAAAAACUGGAACAGAUGUAAACAGACUUGCCAAAGUUAUAAUUCAUCCCUUUUGAAGAUAAAUGAUGAAGAUGAACUGGCCUUUAUUCAAUCCCAAACUUAUAGGAAUAACUACUGGAUUGGAUUAUCAUAUGAUGAUAGAGAACAAAAAUGGAAAUGGAUUAACACUGGCCCACCUUUUGGGAUUAACUAUACAUUCAUGAAUUCUUCUGGAAGAGGACAAUGUGCGUUUUUAAGCUCAACAAGAACAGCAACUAUUGAGUGCUCUAAGACCUACAGUUGUAUCUGUGAGGAGAGAAUUGAUGAUGUUUUCUCUGCCUGCUUCGAUAGGUACAAGAAGAAAAGGUACAAUGGAACCUGUCAUUUGUUUGUUUGUUUGUUUGUUUCUGUGAUAAUUUGUGAAUACUUACAAACUAAUGUUUUUGCUAGUAAGAAUUUACUGGGGAAACCGAGAUGA
Lontra canadensis (Northern American river otter) is the source of this 974-nucleotide messenger RNA. Its product is annotated as killer cell lectin-like receptor 2. The record is from RefSeq and is a predicted model, not a curated record. Lineage: Eukaryota; Metazoa; Chordata; Mammalia; Carnivora; Mustelidae. The transcript has 7 exons. Bases 36 to 974 code for a protein of 312 amino acids.